Messenger RNA from Owenia fusiformis, 774 nucleotides. NCBI's taxonomy places the organism in Eukaryota, Metazoa, Annelida, Polychaeta, Sabellida, Oweniidae. The record is from the annotation of a GenBank genome assembly.
AACAAAAUAAAGAAGUCUAUGCAAUUUAUUUAAAGACGUGUUUAUCACAACUCAAUAAUAAUAGAAAAGCCAAGAUGUUAUACGUUGAGACCUGUUUAGUCAUGCUUGAAGAUAUAAUGACGUUGAUACAGACUGUGUCAUCGGAUGUGAUUGAUACCAUCGCGAGUUUGAUGCAGAGUCAACUCUCAAAUACUGAUCCUAUCAGUCUGUUUGGUCGUUUGUCAGCUUGUUUGUCGGCGCUUCUGAAACUCACACUAGAUGUCCUACGAAAUGCUGCAUACUUAUUAUCUAAAAGGGGUUGGUUGUUCCCACGCGGCUCCAUCAACGCAAAUACAAGAUGAACAGACUGUCAUAGGUGACCGUGUACAGGAACCAUCGCCCCUUGAGCAUACGAAUAAGGAAUACUCAGAACGGUCGACAAAAGACGUCGUCGGUGGUGCAAUAACAGCCGGUUGUAUUAAAGCAAGAAGCGUCUGCAAAUCACCCAAGAUUAAAAUGGGCACUCGCCCUUUGAGACAAUCCCCGACAGAUGUUGAUUUCUUUGACAUCGAUACUAAGAUAUGUAAUACCAUGCGGCGCCAACGUUUGAAUUCUAUGACAAAAAUAAAGCACGGAAUCUCUGCGUUGAUGCCUUUAGCAAACGUACGCUCUGCAGAAUCUACUUCAAAUGACAUUGUUGACAUUAGCAAUACCGCUAGUGUAACAGAAAGAACUCCCUACAGGACAGUGGAGUCAAAGCGCGAAGUACGAAAUAGACUCAAUACAAACAAAUAA